AGUGCGUGGCCGCGGCGGCGGCGGCCGAGGCUCUGGGUUCGAAGCGGCAUGGGGCCCCCACUGUCGCCGCGCGAGUCGGCGAGGUUCGUGGCCGAGAACAGUCGCGACGUGCUCGUGGAUCACGAGGGCGUGCGCAGGGCGGCCGAGUUGCUGCUGCCCGCCGCCGCGGCGUGGCGCGUGGAGCAGUGGAAGUCCCUGCACGAGCUCAACCCGCGCGGGGCGGACGAGGCUGCGCUCGGCUGGGUCUUCGUGGUGGACUCGCUCAACUUCUCCUUCUGGGCCGAGCGGGACGAUAGCAAGUGUGCGGUGCGCUACGGCGGGACGCCCUACACCGGCUACUGGGCCCUGUGCGCGGCUGUCAACCGCGCGCUCGACCGAGGGAUACCGGUAACCAACGCCUCCUACUACGCCACAGUAACCCUCGAUCAGGUGCGGGAUAUAUUUCGUUCAGACACAGCUGUGCCCAUGCCUUUAAUAGAAGAGAGACAUCGGAUUCUCAAUGAAACUGGGAAAAUUCUGCUGGAGAAGUUUGGAGGCUCUUUUCUUAAUUGUGUCCAAAAAAGUGGGAGAAGUGCCCAGAAGUUAAUGCAGCUGAUUGUUGAGAACUUUCCUUCUUACAGGGACGAGGCAGAGUUCGAGGGGAAAAGGAUCGCCUUUUACAAACGAGCGCAGAUCCUCGUGGCAGACACGUGGAGUGUGCUGGAGGGCAAGGGAGAUGGCUGCUUCGAGGACAUCUCCAGCAUCACCAUGUUUGCUGACUACAGGCUGCCUCAGAUUCUCGUGUACCUUGGAGCCCUGAAGUACUCGGAUGAGCUACUGAAGAAGCUCCUCAAAGGAGAGAUGCUCUCGAAUGGAGAUAAACAGGAAGUGGAAAUUAGAGGUUGCUCCAUUUGGUGUGUCGAGCUGAUCCGGGACUGUCUUCUGGAGCUUCUUGAACAAAAGGGGGGAAAACCUCCUGUUGAGAUCAACUCGAUUCUUCUGGACUACCACCUGUGGGACUAUGCCCGAGAGCACAGGGAAGACAUGAAGGGGGUCCCGUUUCAUCGCACACGCUGCAUCUACUACUAACUGAGUGUGUGGAGGGGCUCCAGUUGAAACCCUUCACUUUAGAUCCCACAGUCACUUCACAAUUCUGACUUGCUAUAAAGAUAGAAAUUACGCUGCCUGAUGCUGGUGCAUGCCUUUAGUCCCAGCACUUGGGAGACAGAGGCAGGUGGAUCUCUGUGAGUUCAAGGAGAGCCUGGUCUACACAGAGGGAAAAAGGAAAAAGAUAGGUAGAAGAUAGAAAUUACAGGAAUGGGCAGUUGACUGUCCAGUCGCCAUUCAUUUUUUUCCCUUGGCAUAGCAUUGUGUGCUCCCAUAAUCAUACUGCGUAGCCUUCAGCGAUCAUGUCCAUGUCUUCGGUUGGUAGCUUUUCUCCACUGGUAAUCUUCGUCGCUCUCUCUCUUCCUUCUUUUCCUUUUGUUUUAGUGGUCCCGGGGAUUAAGCCUAUGUCCUUGUGUAUGUUAGGCAAGUGCUCUGCCACUGGAUCACACUUCCAGCUCAGUGAUUUUCUAUAUGCUACAGUAAUUUAAUAUGAAAUAGAGGUAGUCUUUGAUGUAUGGAAAUCAACUGUGAACACUUGGUAUAGUGGCGCAUAUCACUGUACAGAUGGGGGCUAUGUAAUCCGGGUACUCAGAAGAUGGAAGCUGGCGGGUCAUGAGUUCUAGGCCGUCCUGACCACUCAGAAAGCAGAAGUAGAGAUGCUUCUCCAGUGCAGUGUUUGCUUCUCUCUGGUGGAGGGCAUGAGUCUGGUUCCCAACACGCACGUUGGACACUAACAGCUCCUGGUAACUCUAGCUCCAAGAGAAUCAAUGCUCUCUGCUGGGCUUCACUGUCUCACACGCACACGCGCAUAAGUAAAAUAAAAAGUCUUUUUAGAAUAGGGCCAUGCGGGCAGUGCAGCUGGGGUGCUUGCCUACCAUGCUGAAGGCCGAAGGCCGAGUUCAGUCUCCAGCACUGUAUACAAGUGUGUGAUGUCGCCUACCAGGACUCCCAACACUGAGGUGAUGGUCAGGAAGGUCAGACAUUGACUCUCAUCAGCCUCAGCCAAACUGACCAGCCUAGAGUACUUAAGGCCUUGUAUUAUUUUUAAUACAGCAUUUUAAUUCAUUGAGAAAUUUUUUUACACUGCUUUGAUCAUAUUUACUCUUUAACUCCUCCCAGAUUCACCCUCACCUCACCAACCCCAAGACCCGGUCUUAGAAAAAAAAAAAAAAAUUAAAAGAUCAAUCUUGGCAUUUUUAUUUUGUGCUUUUUAUUGGUAAUGGUAGUGAGUUUUGAACAUAAUGGCUUUUCGGUUUUGAAUAUCUGUGUUUUUAGACUUCAUUGGAAUUCAAUUCAGAACUUUGAAACUUUGCUUAAACCUGGAAUGGGAUAUAUCAUAGAAUUUCCUACAGGGUGGUGGUGGCCCAUGUCUUUAGACCCAACACUCAGAAGGUAGAGGCAGGUGGAUCUCUGGGUAU
Molecule: messenger RNA, 2504 nt
Organism: Mus pahari (shrew mouse)
Lineage: Eukaryota; Metazoa; Chordata; Mammalia; Rodentia; Muridae
Gene: Qng1
Product: chromosome 16 C9orf64 homolog
Exons: 4
Coding region: 49-1068 (339 amino acids)
Source: RefSeq, a predicted model, not a curated record